CGGGGUGGUGGUGGUGGGGCUGUGAGCCCUGGCCGCCGGGUUGGGGGCGGCAGCUGGACCAGGGAGGGCCGGUGGAUGCUGGCGUGUUGGAGGAGCCCGGGAACGAGGUCUCCCCACGCACACAGCGGGGUUCCUGAGUAUGAGAUGGAAUAUGGCUAGCAUGUAUGAAGACAACAGCUUAGCAGAUGUGAUGGUGGUGCUUGAAUGCAGCUGGACUUGCUGAGGGAGGCGAAAGGGUGGCAGGUGGCAGGAGCUGGAGUCUCUCAAGGGUUCUGGUGCCUGGCCUCUGUAAGAAGCCAUGAUCACCUUGAUAACUGAACAGCUACAGAAACAAAGCCUGGAGGAAUUGAAAUGCACAUCCUUCAGCAUCAGCCUGCCUUUGCCUGAUCAUGCUGAUGUGGCCAGCUGUGGCAGCCCCUUCCAGAUAGCGCCUGAGGGAACUUCAUGGAGGGACCUAGCUCCCUGUCCAAAGAUCCAUCUUCAGGACAGCACAGGUCUUUACCAACACUCCAGCUUGAGCCUUCCCCUGCCCCCCUGCAGCUCAGACAACCGUCCUCAGAACAGCCUCACAUCCCAAACACUGGCCACCAACUCAGUAGUCUCAGAAAAGGCUUCUGUGCCCCCCACCAAAAGACACUGCCGUUCACUAUCAGUGCCUGAAGACCUCUCCCGUUGGCAGGCUGUCUGGAGGCCCCUGGGCUCCAAAGUCUGGACACACAUCAAACGCCGGGACAACAGUGGAGGGGACACUUUGGCAGUACAAGCCCAGAACCUGGCCCAGGGAGCCAACAGACCUUGCUUCAACCCUGCCCCCAGUGCCUCUCACCAGUGUGUUCAAGAUGGUGCUGGUGGUAGCGGUGGCGGUGGCAGGAGCCCCCCUUUCUUCAGCCUGGCCCUAUCCCGAGAAUCGCCAGCAAGCACAUCAUGGGAGACUGGAGAGACUUUGCAGCCCUACCCUCUGCAGCGACGUUUCUCCCUGUCACCUGUCAGAUUCCUUCCCUCCCCGCGAAGCUCCACCACCUCCACUCCAGAGUUGCUUCGACACCAGCACAGCCUCCCUCGCAGCCGCUCACAGCCAUGUGACUUGGACACCAGGAAAUCUGGUCUCAAGCGGCGCCAUGAUGAGGAUGUGAGGUGGCAUAGGCCCUCGCUUGAUUUCUACAAGAUGAACCAGAAACCAUUUGCAGGAGGCGUCUGUCAGCUGGACAAAUCUGAAGAAGGUGGCUAUUCAUCAUGGCUCUUGGGCUGCAGCCCACAAGCACCUUCAGCUCCAUGUAGUCCCCUCAGCAACUGUGGCCAGGUUCUUAGUGAAAGUGAGGAAGAGGAGGAGGAAGAGGAAGCAGCAGUGCAAGCGGCACGGAGACUAAAUUGGAAUUUAGCAAGCAAAAGGACACUCUUCCAACCAGACUUUAGCGAUCUGGAUCUAACUUUGAUUGAGGAGAACUAGGGGUUGGAUGUCUCCACAAGAAACUGACUCUGGGAUCAGCCACAAAGGGAGGCUGCACUCCUUGAUGAGGGAAGUGGGGUGGGUGCAGAGGGGAAAGUGGCAUUGGGACUGGUGGGGUUUUGUCUGCUUGUUUCUUUUUAUUAAAAAAAAGGGAAAA
Molecule: messenger RNA, 1604 nt
Organism: Lacerta agilis (Sand lizard)
Lineage: Eukaryota; Metazoa; Chordata; Lepidosauria; Squamata; Lacertidae
Gene: FAM53C
Product: family with sequence similarity 53 member C
Exons: 5
Coding region: 299-1447 (382 amino acids)
Biological process (GO): protein import into nucleus
Cellular component (GO): nucleus
Source: RefSeq, a predicted model, not a curated record